Molecule: messenger RNA, 9927 nt
Organism: Heterocephalus glaber (naked mole-rat)
Lineage: Eukaryota; Metazoa; Chordata; Mammalia; Rodentia; Bathyergidae
Gene: Syde2
Product: synapse defective Rho GTPase homolog 2
Biological process (GO): cell migration; regulation of Ras protein signal transduction; signal transduction
Cellular component (GO): synaptic membrane
Molecular function (GO): GTPase activator activity
Source: RefSeq, a predicted model, not a curated record
CUCCACAGCGGCGCUCCGACCUCUCCCCGUGGCGGGGCCGAGCCCGGCUGCUGAGGUGGAGGGGAUGGCUGACCCUCUGAGGAGGACCCUUUCGAGACUGCGGGAGAGGCGGGGUCCCCGUGGCGCCGCCACAGCGCCGGCGGCGGCUUCUUCGGCUGUUCAGGGAGACACCUGGGGCGCCCCGGGCUCCCCACGACAGGAGCAGGCUGGCGGCGCCGGUCCGAGCUCGGAGCAACCCCCGCCGUCGCCUGGGGCGCGGGCCCUGGAGCAGCCGAAGGCGCCUGGGCCGCGUCUGCACGACAGGCAGGAGGCCGCCCCCCCGAGCCACGCUCGUGCUUCUCUGCACGCCGCGCCGGGCUCCGAGGGCAGCGCGGAGGACGAGGACGGCGCGGACCACAGCGCCGUAGACUACUACGAGAACCUGCCCGGCGGCGCCGCGCCUGAGGGGGCGGAGGCAGAGCGGCGGCUCCCACCUCCCGGAGCGGGCUCCUCCCUGGGGGCGGAGGGCGGCCGCCUGGAGACGGGCAGGCUGCAGACCCAGUUGCGAGAGGCCUAUUAUCUGCUGAUCCAGGCCAUGCACGACCUGCCCCCGGACUCCGGCUCGCGGCGGGGCGGCGGGGGCUCGGCGGAUCGGGGCGGCACCUCGGAAGCCCGGGUUGCGGGCCUGCCGCCUUUUCCCCGCGGCGCCGCGAACAGCCCCGUCUGCCGCCGGGACCUGGAGCUGGGAGGCGGAGACCGAUCCGGGCAACAGGUGUCCCCGCCCUGGUCUCCUCCGCGGGAGUCGGGGUACGGCCGGUUGCGCUGUCCUCGGAUGCCGCUGUCCCGCAGCAGAAGCCUCGAGAGUCUCCAGGUGGGUGCCAAGCUGCCUCCCUUGCAGCGGUGGCCGAGCGACAGCUGGAUCAGGUGGGGCGCUCGCGAGGACCGGGAAGAGCCCCCGCCACGUGGAGGCGGGAUGGACGGCUGGAGCUGGGGCGGCAGCGCCCGGGCGACGGAGCCCGCCGGCCUCCUGCGUCCCUGCACCCACGGCCCCGGGUGCUCCUCGAGAAGCCCGUUCAGGGAUCCUGCGCAGUCCUCUGUGAUAUUCAGCGGCAAAGACAGCUGCCAGGAGGAGCCCCCCUUCCUCAGACCGCCUGCAGUGACAGUCAAGAAGCUGCAGAAGUGGAUGUACAAAGGUCGCCUGCUGUCCCUGGGAAUGAAGGGUCGCACCCGAGGGCCAGCCUCAAAAGUCCCGGGAGCUCGGGCAGCCUCUGCAAAUCCGAGCACCCUGAAAGUGCAUGGAAACCCUGACCUCUCGGUGCCUCCAGACGAAAGAAUCACGCUGACAGAAUUAUUUGAAGAUGUCUAUGGGUCUUCAAUGAAGAAAAGAGAACUUGAAGAUCUGAAGGAUAAUGUAGAAUUCAGAGGUCAUAAGCCACUUAACAACAUCACUGUUUCAAAAAAACGCAACUGGCUCUAUCAGAGUAGUCUGAGAGCUCUUAAUCUGGAAGAAGAAAAUAAAAAAUACCAAAAUAGAAGCAAUUUAUCCAUCUCAUCUGUGACUCCAUCUUACCAUCAGCUAUCACAGCCUUUUCUUAAAUCAUCUGAAGAAUAUUGUACAUAUAUGGUAUGUAAUGCUACAAGCUCUUCAUUAUCAAGAAACUGUUCUUUAGAUUUUAAUGAGGACAAUGAUGCAGAUGAUGAAGGAGAAAUAUGGUACAAUCCUAUUCCCGAGGAUGAUGACCUUGGCAUGUCAAGUGCCUUGAGUUUUGGAGUGGCAAACACUGCUGUUUUAAAGCUUCCUGUCUCCAGUUUGCACAUACCCUCUGGUAGUGACCUAAUGAAAGCAGCGCAGUAUACUGAAGAUUUAUUGUGCUCUUCUGAACACAUGGGUGAUAUUCAGAGUAUGGAGUUAAAUGAAAUGAAUCCUAUAAAUUCCAUCCAUUCCACAGAAUUUAUACCACAGCACAAGCAAAGGCUAGGACACAAGACACAAGAAGGUAUAAUGGUGGAGGACAGUCCUGUGUUGAAACCUCCUUUUGCAGGUCCUGGGAUCUUAGCCGCUGCAAAUAGGACUGAAUUGGGAGUUAUAGAACCAUCUUCACCAAGCCCUACCCCUAUUAAAAAAGGCAGUUCAAUUAAUUGGUCUUUACCAGAUAAAAUAAAAUCUCCACGAACUGUGAGGAAACUUUCCAUGAAAAUGAAAAAGUUGCCAGAAUUUAGUCGAAAGCUAAGUGUUAAGGGAACUUUGAAUUAUAUACACAGCCCAGAUAGUACUCCUUCCUUGUCUAAAUAUAACUGUAGAGAAGUUCAUCAUGCUGUUAUUCUACCUUCUGGGAAUACUACCACAGCUGCUAAGAGGAAUGUUAUAAGCCGGUACCAUCUUGAUACUACUGUGUCUUCUCAGCACAGCUACCAGAAGAAAACUUUGAAUUCAAAGUAUUCUUGCCAAGGUGGUUAUCUCAGUGAUGGAGACUCACCUGAACUUAUAACUAAAUCUAGCAAACAUGGACCUGAAAACAAAUUUGGAAAAGGAAAAGAAAUCAUUCCAAGUAGUUGUAACAAAAAUGAAAUAGACAUAGAUGCUUUUAGACAUUAUAGCUUUUCUGAUCAACCUAAGUGUUCACAGUACAUAUCUGGGCUCAUGAGUGUGCAUUUCUAUGGUGCUGAGGAUUUAAAACCCCCUCGGAUAGAUUCAAAAGAUGUCUUUUGUGCAAUUCAGGUAGAUUCAGUAAACAAAGCAAGAACAGCUUUGCUCACAUGUCGGACAACGUUUUUAGACAUGGAUCACACUUUCAACAUAGAAAUUGAAAAUGCACAACAUUUGAAAUUAGUAGUAUUCAGUUGGGAGCCCACUCCAAGAAAAAAUCGAGUGUGUUGUCAUGGAACUGUUGUUCUCCCCACCUUGUUCAGAGUGACAAGGACACAUCAAUUGGCUGUCAAACUUGAACCAAGAGGUCUUAUUUAUGUGAAAGUGACUCUUAUGGAACAGUGGGAGAAUUCUCUUCUCAGACUAGAUAAAAAUCGAGCUUCAGUAAUGUUUGGUGUUGACAUUCAAAAAGUUGUAGAAAGAGAAAAUGUAGGAUUGAUGGUGCCACUCCUGAUACAGAAAUGUAUUGUGGAAAUUGAAAACAGAGGUUGUCAGGUAGUAGGCCUGUAUCGAUUAUGUGGUUCAGCAGCAGUCAAGAAAGAACUUCGAGAGGCUUUUGAGAGGGAUAGCAAAGCUGUUGGUCUUUGUGAAAACCAGUAUCCAGAUAUAAAUGUAGUAACAGGUGUUCUUAAGGAUUACUUAAGAGAGCUUCCAUCUCCUCUGAUAACAAAGCAGCUUUAUGAGGCUGUACUAGAUGCAAUGGUAAAAAGUCCUUUGAAAAUGUCAUCAAAUGGUUGUGAGAAUGAUCCAUGUGAUUCUAAGUACACUGUUGAUCUGUUGAAUUGUCUGCCAGAUGUUGAGAAGGCAACCCUAAAGAUGUUGUUGGAUCAUUUGAAAUUAGUGGCUUCUUACCAUGAAGUGAAUAAGAUGACCUGUCAGAAUUUGGCUGUGUGCUUUGGACCAGUGUUACUAAGCCAGAGACAAGAGACUUCUACCCAUAACAACAGAGUCUUUACUGAUUCAGAGGAACUUGCAAGUGCUUUGGAUUUUAAAAAACAUAUUGAAGUUCUUCACUACUUACUCCAGCUCUGGCCAGUGCAACAUUUAACUAUCAGAGAAUCAGCAAACAGUUUGUUCCCAGAGCAGUCAUCUUCUCUGAACUAUUUGAGGCGGAAAAAAGAACGACCUUACAUGUUAAAUUUGAGUAGUACCGAUUCAUCAGGAGUACUUAGGCCAAGGCAAACCAGAUUAGACAGCCCACUUAGCAAUCGUUAUGCAGGAGACUGGAGUGGCUGUGGAGAAAACUACUUUUUAAAUAAAAAAGAAAAUUUAAAUGAUGUGGAUUAUGAUGAUGUACCUUCAGAAGACAGAGAAAACAGAGAAGAUUAUAGCAAAAUGGAUGGACCAGAAAUAAUGAUCGAACAGCCAAUUUCCACAUCCAGAGAGUGCACAUUUCAGUCAUAUUUGACAGUGCAGACAAUUGAGUCUACAGUGGAUCAAAAAGUUAAUCUCAAAGAUCUACAAGAAAGUAUUGAUACUUUGAUUGGCAAUCUGGAACGUGAGCUCAACAAAAACAAGCUUAACAUGAGUAUUUGAGAUUGAAGGAUUCUAUCUGGUUUUUAAUAAUGUCUUAAAGUUUCAAAUUACUCAUUAUUUUCUUUUCUUAUACUUCCUCAUGGUGUUGCUUUUACUUUUUUAGUCCUGAAACCUUCAAUUAAUUUCUAAUAAGUUCAUGUGAUUCAAUUAAAAACAUUACCCAGUAAUAUAAUUUUUUACUUUUCUCAUUAGAAAAUUUUACUAGGAGUAAAGGUAACCUGGACUUUUUGAACAUUUUAAUAAACCUUGCUAGUUCUGUGGAGGUAACUUUCUGAUGCACUUAUAAGGUUCAGGUAAGUUAUUAGUUCAAGGUUUUGUAUUUUAUAGGAACUGCUUUUCUAUAGCUGAGACAGAUGUUCCUUUAGGAAUAAGUUGUUCCAGAGGAACAUUGCAGAUGCCCAGCCUGAUUUGCAGUAGGAAUCCUUGUACACUGCAACAUCUUGUGGUCUCAUUUCCUUUGCAAUGCAAAAUGCUGCUAUAAGAAAACCUUUUUAUAAAUAAAAGUAAAAUUAUACAAAUAUUAAUGUAUUCUGUAUUAACAUUCAGUAAUUAUUUAAGCUUAUACAAAUGAAAUAUUUUUAUAAUCCUGAAAAUAUGUAUAUAUUUAUAAGUGCAUAUGUGUAUAGGUAUUAGAAUGAGAGGAGGGGUUAACUGUAGAAUCACAUGUACUUUUUAAGAUAUAUAUGUCAUGGGACCAAAAUUAUUAGCUAAAAAUCUUUUUCAGGGAAAGACCAUUUAAGUUAAAGGAAGAUUUACAUAAAAACACUUGAAUAAAAACACUCUAGAAGCACCUGAGUAGAAAUGGUAGACUUUCCCUUUUUGAUUUAUAGACAGUCACAGUAUUUCCUGUGAAAAGUCAUCUUUUAAAGUGACAAAAUCCUCAAGUGUCCAGCUUUCUGCACUAGUAACUUAGAUUUAAAAAACUUCAACUCUUCUAUGCAGUUUUGUAUUCUGUGAUGUGUUGAAUAUUUAUUUUAGUAGCACAUUUAUAAUGUUGACUUUAUAAUUACUGCCAUUUGUUUCUAAGGAAAUCAUCUUGCCAGCAUACUACAUGGUACUGAUUUUUAAAAAAUAACUUAUUUGGACUACAUAUAUCUGGAAGUUAGUUAUCAUAGCUAUCACAGCAGUGUUUAAAGAUGUAAAUUUAGGAGAAUUUAAAUUGGAAUAUAUAUUUUUUAAACAUACCUACAAAAUCUGUAAUUUUAAAAUUAUAAAUAAAAUUUGAAUUACCAGGUUUAAGGUAUAACAGCCAUUUAAAAAACUGACUUCCUCAUGUUUUUCUAAAUACGAUAGUAUUUAACUAUUUCUAUGCAAUAUACAUUGGUAAACAGAACACCUUAUUUAUUUUGAGAGCAACCCAUCAAUGAAAAGACAAAUAACUAUUUUUUAUGAAAUUUUCAUUAUUUUAAAGCUUCGUGUAAUGACUUAGAAUACAAAAAAUAAUAAAGUAAUAGGUGUAUAUCAUGGGUAAACAGAAGACAGUACUGCUGGAACCAGGUAUGAUGUUGCAUGCCUAUAAUCCCAGCAUUUGGGAGACUGAGGCAGGAGGAUCACAGUGAGUUUGAGGCCAGCCUGAGUUACGCAUUGAGUGUAAGACCAGCCUGAACUACAUAGUGAGACCCUGUCUCAAAAAAUAUAAACAAAAAAAGGUUUUUUAAAUGUACUGUUGAAAGUUUUGUGAGAAUGAGUUUUUUUCCUUUUGCUUAUUGUAUCAUGCAUAUUCUAUGAAUUGAAUUAAGUUCUUCCAGAAAUAAAAAAUUUUUAUUAAAAGAUGAUAACCUUAGUGCCAUGUUAAUAUCGUAAUUAUUUAAGGAUCUUUUAAUAAUCUUCUUAAACAUAUUAUCCAUUAAAGUAUGCAUAAUGACAUUUAUUAGUCCAAAGUUGAAUUUUCUAGAAUCUGAAAUGCUUUAAAGACUGUACUUGUAUUAUUAUUUUAUUUUGGAUGAAAAUAGUUCUUAAAGUUAAUCUCUGCCAAUUUAGAGAAUUCUAAACAUUUUUUGUUGUCUGGGUCACUGAGUGGUGAUUAUAAACCUGUUAUUAACUGCUGCUUUCAGAAGUACUGAAUAAGUUCAUUUUAAGUGGCCUUUUACUUCAAAUCUUUUUUGAGUUUUUAUACCUGUUUUUUAUAAUUUCCUGGAAUCUCCCUACACAGAUUGUCAACCAUCACUUCCUUCCGAGCAGCCAACUUUGAUGUUUGAAGAUUAAAAACAGUUUUAACUUUAGUGCGUGUACCUGAGUAAAAAUUCUGAACAAUUCAGACAGAAAAUAAAAAGUGUUCCUGCCUGUCAUCCGCAGUUCGUUUCUUAGAGCUAACAGAAUGUUUACUGCUGCUGUUCCUAAGCUGGAUUUGUUGAUUGUCCAUUGUGAAUGCAUUUUUGGUUACCUUUAUAACUUUAAUUAGUAAUCUUUAUUUCUUGAUCCAUUGAUUUUAAACAGUCUCAUUUAAAAGAGGAAAUGGCUAGUUCUGUACUUUCAACUUAUAAUCACCUCCUUAUUUUUGUAAAUAAUACUGUUCGUUUAUAUUAUCACUGUUAAUGGAUGUUUAUGGUUUUGGGGACCUAUACUUGACUUAUAUUUUCCCUGUAUAUAUUGAUUUCAAAAACUGCAAAUCGGGCUGGGGAUGUAGCUCAGUGGCGCUGCACCCGCUUGACAAACACAAGGUCCUGAGUUCAAUUCCUGGUACUGAAAAAAAAAACCCCAAAACUGCAAAUCCAUAACAAGUUGUUGUGCUGUAGAAUGUAAAGUAUUCACAGUAACCAGGUGAUUUAUCUCUUUCAGCAUAUCCAACCUUUAUAUCUUGAAGUCUAUGCUUAUUUAAUCAAAAUGUUUCAAGCAUAAAGGAAUGGCUUGUUUUCUCUCAUACCCAUAAUUCUCCAAAUCAUGCUGUUUGUUAUUUGCUUCAUAAUUGGGUCAUGGCUUUUGGAUAUUUUUACUUUUCCUGGAAUAUGAUUGCAAAUACUUCUUUAACUUUUUUAAUCAUAAUAUAGAAUGACCAAAUUUGUUUAGAAUGCUUUUAGUUCUCAUCUUGGGAUUUCUGAAGUAUAUUCCUGGUUUUAUAUUUCUUUGCUAGAACAAAAUAUCUUUUACCCUGUGAGAUUAUUUUAUGCUUUUUAAUCAACUUUAUAAAAUUUGGGUUUUUAGCUCUCAUCUUGAGAUGCAUUUUUUUUGUAGUCCUGUGUUUUACCUUGUCUUUAGAUUUCACUCUUUCUUUCUUUUUUUUAUUUGGUACCAGGGAUGGAACUCGGGACCUUGCUCUUUCAAGGCAGGCGGUGGAAUCACUGAGCUAAAUCCCUGGCUCCCCCCCCCUUUUUUUUUUUUAAGAGAAGAAAAGCAUACAAAUUUUAUUUGAUUUAAGAUAUUUACCAUUCAUGGAAACUUUACAGAAAAAAAACCCCGUACUACCACCACUAGGCUCAACCCCUAGCACCAGGAAAAAAAAGAAACCAAAGCAGUAUUUGCAUUUGAAGGUUUAUAUAUCAUCUUAAUAAAGAAUGAUAAAUUGUAGAAAAAUGACUUCAUAAAAGAAAAGGCGUUUGGGCUUCCAAGGGAGGUGAAUUGGAUUGCAUUCUUUCUUGAAUUUUUAAAAAAUAUAUUUGCAAGUACACUUUUUUGUCCUCUCAUAAAGGGAAGUAAACUUUGAAUCCUUACAGAUCUGACCAGGCCUACUUCUUCUCCAUCUUCAUUUUGAUUCGGUCUGCACUCCUACAUGAAAACUCAUUGUCCUUUAAACUUUUGAGGGCAUUUUACUAUUACCUUCAAGCAACAAGUUUUGUAGAAAUCUACCAAGAAAAAGCAAUAAAGGUGUAGUGAGAAAUGAUUGGAUUAUGUAUACAUUUUAAAGUGGGAGCCAAAAGAAUCUGCCAGGACUGUAAGGAGGAGCAAGGCCUAGCAGCUUAAUAGAUUGCCAUCAAAUGAGAUUGAAAUAACUUUUUCAUAUUUUUAAAUGAGUUCCUUACAGUAGAUAUUGUAAAUAUAGUAGUUAUCAAAUGUCUUAAUGUUCUGUUAAGUAGUAAUACUAGUGCUUUUGUAGUUGGUGAUGAUUCUGUGACAGUCACUGUCAGAAGCAGAAAGCCUACUUCAUUGUAUAUUUGUCCAAGUAACAUACCACUUAACUGUCUAUGGAAAAUUUCAGAUGUAUAGCUUAAUAUUAGGGAAUCUAAAGAAACAGAUUUGAGUAGCGCUAUGGUUCUGAAAAGAAUUUUGCUUCUGGACCAGAGGAUGGAUUUGAAGAUUGUGAUUCUGUAAUUUUAAAACAUCAUUUUUAGGUACUUUGAUAUGAUAUAGUUAUGUUUAAGAAUAACAAGUCCCAAGGACUUCAUAUGAGGAGAAAUACUCUUUUGCAUUCUUCCCUGUUUUGGAUUUUGGAUUCAUUAAGGUUCAUAAGUGUUGCAAGACACAGUUCUUGGUUGCAUUCUCACUUAGAAAAAUUAACUAUGUCAUGCAGAUAAUGAAUUUAUUGAAAAAAUAGUAUGUCAGAUGCAAGGCUGUUUUAGAGUGCUGGCCAAGUUUUAUAUCUUGGUCUAGGUAGUGAUUUCACAGGUGAUGACAUAUCAAGCAUCAUAAUUUAAGAUUUGUGGCCUUUAUAAGUCAUAUUUCAAUUUUUUAAAGUUUAUUUUUCAAAAAACUGUUAAGCUGAAGAAAUAGACUUGGGAAAUGGACAGAAACGGAGAUAGGCUAAGUGGUCAGAAUGACAGCAAUCAAGAUCAUGUCUGGUUGUGCUGCUCUUGUUGAUGCCACUGCCACCACACAGCCCCAUGGCCACCAUUGGAAUUAAUUAUCAAACAUCUCUGUUUCUCUACAUCAUGCUUGGCUCAGGGUCCCUGACAGAAGCAUCAGAUUGGAUUCCAGCCUCCAGGACUCUUGAGAGCUUGCAUCCUUUCCCUAAAACUUGCACAGUGGUAAAUUCUAUGACUCCAAGAAAGGAAUUUGAAUGCUGAGCAGGUGAAACUGGCAAAUGUCCAUAACACUCCCCUGUCCUCUUGUCUUGCCCUGAUGUCCCCAAUUUGAAGUUUCUCCCAACCAGCACUGUCUCACCUAUCAAAGGUGUGAGUGCUACGUGUCCUGAAACUGAACUUCAGUGUAUUACUACUAGCACUGUAGUCCAAGCCACUAUCACAUCAGUCCCUUCCUAUUUUACCUCGGCUGUCACUCUCCUCUCCACCUCCCCAAUCCAGUCUAUCCAUAGAAACGAAAGGGACCAGAAAAAAGACCCAAUCAUUUCCCAGACCUUUUCCCUUGCUCCCAAUGCUCUGACAACCCUGAGGACCUUAUCCCUGUUUGAGGGUCUUUGCACUUGCCAUUUAUUCCCUGUGUCUGGAAAGCUGUUAUCCCCUUUACUUAGCUUUUUGUCGUUAUUAUCUCCACUCAAAUGUUGCUUCAAAGAGGCUGUCUCUGAAAGCCAAUCAGUAGCCUGCUCUGAGAAUUUAGGGGAAGAAGGAUAUGGAGAUUUCUGUUUCCUGUAAGAAGUACUAAAUAUUUAACAGCACUGUUAAACUUUAGACAUUAAUAACUUUGGUAAAUGUUUGCAUUUGUACCAGAUUUAAAAAUAAAAAUCUAAAAACAAUGUUCACACCCCUUGUAACUGUCAUGUUGCCCUGGCUUAUUUUUAUCAAGGUGUUUAUCUGAAACUACCUUGUUUUAUUACCUAUGUUCAUCUUUAUAGACUAAUCCAUGGCAGCAGGGACCUUGUAUAUCUAGUUUAUUGCUGUAUGUCUCAGGAGUAUAAGUAAAAGAUGCUCAGUUGUUAAUAAAUGAAUGUAAAGGGG